CGAAACAUUUACGCUUCGGGAUCUCGACACAGUCGAAACGUCAGUUUCGCGGGAGCCAUCCUUACCAUUGCCAACAACACCGGACAUUUCCUGCUUGGUCAUUUAAUCUGUCAUCUGUCUCUUUAUUUUAAUAAUCAUUGUUUGUUUUCACGUACAUUUGCUUCCGCGCAGUUCGUGCCAUUACAAAGGGCAGUGCGUAUGACCGCUUUUAUAUGAGAGACACAUCCUGAUUUUAAAGGUGAUGGCCUGAAAUUAAUACAUUAACAUGAAGAGGAGCAUCAUAUAUUUCUGGAUUUGUUCUUUGGUAAUCUUUCAUCCAAUCGUCCAUGGACAGGAUGAAGUUCCAUCACAGAUUUCCGACAAUCUUCCAUUAUUGUUGUCCAUGAACAACGAUUUUGGUUUUCGCCUGUACAAGGCUCUUUCGGCAAUACCCGAAAAUCAGUCCAAGAAUAUUUUCUUCUCUCCAAUAAGUGUGUCAAUGGCCCUUUCUGCGCUGUCUUUAGGAGCUGGUGGUGAGACCAAACAGCAGCUUCACCAGGGCAUUGGCCAUAACAGCUCUGUCUUAGACACCGAAGAAAUGCACAAGACAUAUCAAAGUCUCUUGGAGGAAAUCAACCAGAAGACAGGGGUGGACAUUGAUGUCGGUACCGCUGUUUAUCUGAGCGACACGUUUAAGUCCCAUCCUGAGUUUUUUGAGAAGGUAAAGCAGUUUUACCUGUCAGAAGGCUUCUCCGUGGACUUCAGUUCCAAAGAAACUGUAGAAAAGAUUAAUGCAUAUGUAAAGGAGAAAACACACGGCAAAAUAGAUAACGUUGUUCAACACCUAACUUCUGAUAUGGAGAUGAUCCUUCUCACUUACAUAUAUUUUAAAGGAAAAUGGGAUAUGCCAUUUGACCCAAAAAUGACCCAUAAGAGUAAAUUUCAUGUGGAUGCUGAUACUACCGUUCAAGUACAAAUGAUGCAUGAAGAAAAUAAAUUCAAAGUUUUUUAUGACCAACACCUCUCCACUAAAGUCCUUGCUCUCGACUACAAUGACUCGUUCUCCAUGUUUCUGGCUCUCCCAGACAAAUCCAUCACUGAUCUAGAGGCGGCUAUUAGUCGUCAAGACUUUGAAAAGUGGAAAAACAGCGUUUCGAAAAGAAAAGUUGACGUCUCUGUCCCCAAGUUGUCUCUUAAAACCUCAUAUACCUUAAAUGAGAUUUUGAAAGGGAUGGGAAUGCAUGAAAUGUUCACGGGUAAUGCCAACUUCACAAGACUUUCAGCAGAAGGUUUGUCCGUUUCAAAGGUAGUGCAUAAUGCGGCUCUUGAUGUAGAUGAAGAAGGAACCACUGCAGCAGCCGUGACUAGAAUUAUGAUGGAAAAUUCUUACAAUCCAAUGAACUAUUUUAUUUUUGACUGUCCAUUUAUGAUCUUUAUCGUUGACCACCAAAAUUCAAUCCUCUUUAUGGGAAAAAUUGUCAACCCAGCAGAAAAGUAGUGACGACAUUCAAGAUGUUGUAAGCAGUGUGAGCCAGCAGAUGGCCUUGAUGUAAUGAUUUUUUGCUGACCUUUCUGCAGUUUGUUCAUUGACAUGAUGUUGUAGCAAAUAGCAACUUCUGACAAUACACUAUCUGUAAACAAUAUCUACAUACAGUCAGAACAUGUCAAGCAUUUAAUAAAGACUGGUGCGUCUGUACAUUUACUAGUUUAAAUAUCUUUAACCAAAUUUUCUCCCAUACAUUGUCAAAAAAGGUACAAAACAGUACCUUUUCUGUCGCUAGGCUGGUACCUUUAAAGGUUCAUUUUUGUACCUUUAUGAGUAUACAACAGAGGUGUAAAGAGUAGCUGAAAGCCAUACUUGAGUAAAAGUACAAAUUCCUUACUGUAAAAAUUACUCCACUACAAGUUACAAGUUACCAUUUUAGUCUAGAAAUCUACAUUCAAUUUAAUUUAAACCCAUUUAAUUUUAGUCUAGUGUCAUUGUGUUCUUGAAUGUGCCAUGCUGAAAAAUAUAUAGCUUAACUUUGUGAUAUAAAUAUAUGGAAACACUUUACAAUAAGGUUCAUUAGUUAACAUUAGUUAGCUACAUUACUCAACAUGAACUAAUAAUGAACUGCACUUAUACAGCAUUUAUUCAUCUUUGUUAAUGUUAAUUUCAACAAUUACUAACAAAGGGUCCCUUGACAGAAGCAAAUGUGAUAUGCAUCCAUAUGUUUGCUCUUUAUCUCUUCUCUCAGACCAGACGCGAACUUUUCUCUACAGUUUAUGACAUACGCAGCACGCAGAUGUCCCGCUACGGUGGCUCAACGCAAGCCAUUCAGCGUUUGACAUCAAAGUACCGCGAGACCAGACUUCUCCAUAUGCAUUUGAUUCGCUCUCGCAGUACUUUGAUUUCAUACGUUUGCUCUGCGCAACGCCAAAUGAAGUCCCUCAGUUGUGUGUGUGCGUGUAACCUCGCGACCACAGACUCUAUCCAUCAUCACUCUCAGACACUUUCGUCUCGUUUUUAUUUGACGAAUAAACAAUGUAGCGAGUAACGGUAAGUGUCAUUUCAAAUGUAGUGGAGUAAAGAGUACAAAUACCCAAUCAAAAAUGUAAUUGAGUAGAGAGUAAAAGUUGCCUUGAUAGUCAGUACAAGUACAAAGUAGCCCAAAAAAUACUUUAGUACAGUAACGAAGUACAUUUACUCGAGUACUUUACACCUCUGGUAUACAACAAAUAAUGUUGUACCUUUUGGGGUAUAAUAUUAUACCCCAAAGACCUGUUGUGUACCUUAAGGAACAAUUUGGUACCAGUUAAUUGAUAGGUGUACAAAACGUGUUUCUUUAAAGGUACACAAUAGAUCCUUAAGGUAAACUACCCCAAAAGAUACACCAUUGUAAUAUGUUUAGUAUACAUAAAAACGUACAAAAUGAAACAUUAGGGUACCCCCAGCGACCUUUUUUUUCUGACCGUGUAUGAUAAACUCUGACAGGUUUAUAACCAAUAAAAAGACGUAAUUAUUA
Molecule: messenger RNA, 2984 nt
Organism: Misgurnus anguillicaudatus (oriental weatherfish)
Lineage: Eukaryota; Metazoa; Chordata; Actinopteri; Cypriniformes; Cobitidae
Source: RefSeq, a predicted model, not a curated record